Molecule: messenger RNA, 429 nt
Organism: Fulvia fulva
Lineage: Eukaryota; Fungi; Ascomycota; Dothideomycetes; Mycosphaerellales; Mycosphaerellaceae
Product: Isocyanide synthase xanB
Exons: 2
Coding region: 1-429 (142 amino acids)
Source: RefSeq, a predicted model, not a curated record
AUGCCUUGGAAAAGAAACAGUUGCCAAUGUCCGCCGGGUGCCUACGUGACCAUCAACUCGGAUGGCCUGGUCUACAACGAUAUCUUGAGCAUUACUGACGAGGAUGUCUACCAUUACGGCAGUGGGCUCCGACAAAUGGCCGUUACGAAGGGAUUCAACCGACUGAAGUUCCUGCGUAUGAUGGACCUCAUUGGCCUUCAUGACUCGCCAGAUAUGACCAAGGAGCAAUACCUUGCAACCGUCGGCAUGUCGCGCAAGACACUGGCCGAGAAGUACGGGGAUCCAGACUUCAACGCACGUCAAGCCAUUCUGAAGGAUCCAGACAUGGACCUCACCUACUGCGGGUACACCAUAUGCCUCGAGGAGGAUCUUCACUACACCCCCGUUAAACUGAAGCGGUCAGCAGCCAUGCUUACAGACGAGCUGUGA